Messenger RNA from Plasmodium gallinaceum, 1641 nucleotides. Its product is annotated as ATP synthase F1, alpha subunit, putative. Bases 1 to 1641 code for a protein of 546 amino acids. The record is from RefSeq and is a predicted model, not a curated record. Lineage: Eukaryota; Apicomplexa; Aconoidasida; Haemosporida; Plasmodiidae. Gene Ontology annotation, biological process: proton transmembrane transport; proton motive force-driven ATP synthesis. The transcript has a single exon. Gene Ontology annotation, molecular function: ADP binding; proton-transporting ATP synthase activity, rotational mechanism; ATP binding.
AUGUAUCAACUAAAUAAGCAUCUAAGAAGAAACGUUAAUAGUAUUUUGAAAAAAAAAGAGUUAUGGAAUAGUUACUUUUUAAAAUACUCAACAAAAAUAAGCCCAAUAGAGAUAUCAAAAAUUUUAGAAAAAAAGUUUGAAAAUUUUGAUUUUAAAACUUCAUCAAAUGAAGUUGGAUAUGUUUUAAGUGUAGGAGAUGGAAUAUGUCGUGCAUUUGGGUUGAAUAAUGUGAAAUCUUCUGAAUUAUUGGAAAUACAUAAUGAAGAAGAUAAAGGAAAUAUAACAUAUGGUAUGGCUACAAAUUUAGAAUAUGAUAAUGUUGGUAUUGUUAUAUUUGGUAAUGAUAGAAAUAUAAAAGAAGGAGAUAUAAUAAAAAGAACAAAUCGAAUUAUUGAUGUUAAUGUAGGGUAUGAAUUAUUAGGAAGAGUAGUAGAUGCAUUGGGUAAUGAAAUAGAUGGAGAAAAAAAGAUUAUAACAAAAGAAAGAAGAAAAAUAGAAAUAAAGGCACCUGGUAUAAUAGCAAGAAAGAGUGUUAAUGAAUCUAUUAUUACUGGUAUUAAGUGUAUUGAUAGUUUAGUUCCAAUAGGAAGAGGACAGAGAGAAUUAAUAAUAGGAGAUAGACAAACAGGAAAAACAGCUAUAGCUAUUGAUACUAUCAUACAUCAAAAAAAUAUAAAUGAUCAAGUAAGUGAUAAUGAAAAAGUAUAUUGUGUAUAUGUAGCUAUAGGACAAAAAAAAAGUAAUAUAGCUAAAUUGGUUAAUCUUUUAAAAAAAUAUGAUGCAUUAAAAUAUACCAUUAUUGUUAACUCAAGUGCUUCUGAUGCAUCUCCUCUUCAAUUUUUAGCUCCUUAUACUGGUUGUGCUAUGGCUGAAUUUUUUAGAGAUAAUGGUAAACAUGCUUUAAUUAUUUUUGAUGAUUUAAGUAAACAGGCAGUUGCAUAUAGACAAUUAUCUUUACUUUUAAGACGUCCUCCUGGUAGAGAGGCAUAUCCAGGAGAUAUUUUUUAUAUACAUUCAAAAUUACUUGAAAGAUCAUCCAAAUUAAAUGAUAGCUUAAAAGGAGGUAGUUUGACUGCUUUACCAAUUAUAGAAACUUUAAAUAAUGAUGUAUCUGCUUACAUUCCUACUAAUGUCAUUUCAAUUACAGAUGGACAAAUAUUUUUAGAAAGUGAAUUAUUUUAUAAAGGAAUUAUACCAGCUAUCAAUGUAGGAUUAAGUGUAUCAAGAAUUGGAAGUAGUGCUCAAUAUAAAUGCAUGAAAAAACUGGCAUCUUCUAUGAAACUAGAAUUAGCUCAAUUUAGAGAAAUAGUUGCUUUUUCACAAUUUGGUUCUGAUUUAGAUGCAUCAACUAAAAAAUUAAUUGAAAAAGGAAAAAUUCUUACUGAAAUUUUAAAACAAAAACAAUAUUCACCAGUUAGUAUUAGUUAUCAAAUAUGUUUAAUUUAUGCAGCUACAAAAGAUUAUUUAACUAAUUUGACUAUUGAUAAAGUUCAAGAUUUUGAAAAACAAUAUUUUUCUUAUUUAGAUAACAACUAUGGAGAUGUUUUAAAAAAAAUACAAGGAAAUUGUGAUUUAUCAGAAGUAGAAGAUCAAAUAAAAGAAAGUAUUCAAAAAUUUUUAGAAAUAUACAAAAGUGAAUAG